ACGAACAGUUUUACUGUGGCGGACCAACAUGGCCGCGCUGAGGAAGGUAACAACCUGCUUCCGUCUCCUCAGGAGCGCAGCUCCUGUCCUGUUUAGCAGCAGAAAACCUGCAGUCCUCAAAGCCGUCAAAUGGACAAAUAUUCUGUACACGGGUAUCGCGUCUCUAACUGUGGGCGGUGGACUGUGUGCGAUACCUUUCAAACAGGUUGAACACCUCUCUCAUGACUCUCUGAUCAGACGAGCAGCCUCUCUGGUUACAGACAGUUCAAGCACUUUUCUUUCUCAGACCACUUUGGCUCUCAUUGAUGCCAUUACAGAGUACUCAAAAGCUGUGCACACACUCAUUGCCCUCCAAAGACAAUAUUUGCAAUCACAGGGAAAUCUGUCUCCUGCAGAAGAGGAUAAAAUCUGGCAGGUGAUCAUUGGCCAGCGUUCAGAGGUUAGUGACCGACAAGAUGAAUGGAAGCGCUUUGAGUCAACCUGGGUCAGCACCUUCCAGCUGUGUGAAACGGCAGCUGAGGCAGCGUACACCUCAGGAGCUGAACAUGCGGCCAUCACAGUGAGGGCAAACAUGCAGGUGGCCGAGUCGCAGGUGGAGAAAGCGCGGAAACUGUCAGUGGAUACAGAAAAGAAGUUGGCGGAGACUAAAGUAAUGGAGGUUGAAAGGGUGACGCAAGAUGUUUCCUCCUUGCAUGAUAAUGAGGAAGAGGUGCCUGAGGCGUAUCUAAGAGAAGACUAAAACAAAUGCUCAGCGAUCAGAAAAAUAGAGCCAAAGCAUAAAAAAGGAUUAUGUUUUCGACCCAUUGCACUGGGACUUGACCAGCUGAUUUUUGUGUUGUAUAAAAAUUCAUUGUAAUAAAGAUUAAACACAGUAUUAAAAACUA
Molecule: messenger RNA, 884 nt
Organism: Pseudoliparis swirei
Lineage: Eukaryota; Metazoa; Chordata; Actinopteri; Perciformes; Liparidae
Product: diablo IAP-binding mitochondrial protein-like
Exons: 6
Coding region: 29-739 (236 amino acids)
Biological process (GO): neuron apoptotic process; intrinsic apoptotic signaling pathway in response to oxidative stress
Cellular component (GO): mitochondrion
Source: RefSeq, a predicted model, not a curated record